UCUCCAUCACUCCACACCGCAGCUCCCUCCCGGCUCCCCUCGCCGCGCAAUGGCCGCCGCGCCGGUGGCGUCCCCCUUCCCCACGCUCCCCUCUCCCUCCUCCGCCCUCAGCACGCCCACGCGCCGUCUUCACGGCCGCGCGUUCCCGCCGCCAGCAGCGGCCGCCUCGCCGCGGGAGCAGCAGCAGCAGCAGAGCGCCAGGGGCGCGGCGGGCGCGGGGGAGAGCAGGCGGCGGCGGGAGGAGGAACAGGACGAGGCCGCGGCGGAGGAGUUCGAGCGGCAGCGGAAGGAGGAGGUGAACCGCAAGAUCGCCUCCCGGAAGGCGCUCUCCAUCAUCCUCCGGCGCGAGGCCACCAAGGCCGUCCUCGACAAGCGCGAGCCCGGCAAGGGCACCCGCCGCCUCCUCCCCCGCACCGUACUCGAGGCCCUCCACGACCGCGUCGCCGCCCUCCGCUGGGAGUCCGCCCUCAAGGUGUUCGAGCUAAUGCGGGACCAGGUGUGGUACAGGCCGUACGUCGGCAUAUACAUCAAGCUCAUCACCAUGCUCGGCAAGUGCAAGCAGCCGGGGAAGGCGCACGAGCUCUUCCAGGCCAUGGUCGACGAGGGCUGCGCCCCCAACCUCGAGUCGUACACGGCCCUUGUCUCGGCGUACAGCAGGAGCGGCAGCUUCGACAGGGCUUUCGCCUUGCUUGAUCAGAUGAAGGCCACCCCUGGUUGCCGGCCCGAUGUCCAGACAUACUCCAUUCUCAUCAAGUCCUGCUUGCACGCCCAUGACUUCGACAAGGUGAAGGACUUGCUGGAGGAUAUGGCGCGCGCGGGUAUCCGCCCGAACACCGUGACUUAUAACACUCUCAUUGAUGCUCAUGGGAAAGCAGGAAGGUUUGCUGAGAUGGAGUCAACUCUUCUUGAGAUGUUGUCUGAAGACUGCAAGCCUGAUGUGUGGACAAUGAAUUCUACUCUCAGAGCUUUCGGUAGCAGUGGUCAGAUUGAGACAAUGGAAAGCUGCUACGAGAAGUUCCAGGCAUCUGGUAUCUCCCCAAACAUUAAGACCUACAACAUUUUACUUGAUUCCUAUGGUAAAGCUAAAAUGUAUGAGAAGAUGGGAGCAGUGAUGGAGUACAUGCAGAAGUAUUACUAUUCCUGGACAAUAGUCACAUACAACGUAGUUAUUGAUGCAUUCGGAAGGGCCGGCGAUCUUGAACAGAUGGAAUACAUCUUUAGAUUGAUGAAAUCAGACCGUAUAAAGCCUAACUGUGUUACCCUCUGUUCAUUGAUUAGAGCAUAUGGAAGGGCUGAUCAAGUAAAGAAAAUAGAGACAGUGUUAAGAGUUGUCGAGAAUUCAGAUAUCACGUUGGAUAUUGUGUUUUUCAACUGUUUGGUGGACGCAUAUGGGAGGGUGGGGCGCUUGGCAGAGAUGUGGGAUGUUCUCAAUAUGAUGAAGGAAGAGCAAAUAAGACCAGACAAGGUAACCUGCACUACCAUGAUCAAAUGGUUUCUCGUCAAAGGGAUUGAUGAUCAUCGUGUUCAGUACCUGCGUGACCUAAAAGAUGGGCGAUCUACAGACAACAAGUAGGUCUAAACAUUAAAACAGAUACUACUGAACUUAUGGGUUCUGUUCUCUGCAUUUUUCUCCAAGAAGAUGGAAUGACCUGCAUAAAAGCAUCACUCGGUUUGCCCUUUGCAAAGAAGCAUCAGUCAUAUUCUUCUCUUUGACGCCCUUAAGGAGAAACUUGUGUUACUGAAUCAAACAUUUAGUCGGUGGCAAUUCAGAGGCACAAAAUUUUGCCUUAGAAGUUCAACAGCUGAAGUACAGAACUCUCUGGUAGCAUAUGUCGGAUAGCAAAGUUGCCUAUGGUUAUGGCAUCCCAAGAAUGAGUUGAUGAUCGCAAAUGAAUCCAAACUGGCUUUGCGACUGAAGGGAAGUGAACAAGAGAGGAAUUUGAAGCCCUCCAUCAGUAGCUAUGAGUUUCGUGACAAUCAAAUACAACUAUUAGUGGUGUGCUGGUGACACUCUUCAGAUUGUGCUGUGUCAUUGUGCCUUGAUGUAUUGCUCUUACAGCUGUACAUGACAUCGUAUGUCCUACUGACUUACGCAAAGAUGGAGAGAAGCUUAUAAUAUGCUAACAAAAUCAAAUGUUGUAGUGUUCUACCUUUAAAUUUCUAGGAAAUGGGCUAGUUGAUUGUUUGGUAUUUCACCUAACAUUGUUGACAUCACUGUCCUGCAAAAAAACUGGCACCUAACUAAUGGACCGAGGAAUUGUUGUAAAAGGAGAUUCUAUUCUAUCUUGACCUGUAUUCAACAAAGGCUCUAAAGUUUAUG
Messenger RNA from Triticum dicoccoides, 2320 nucleotides. Its product is annotated as pentatricopeptide repeat-containing protein At5g48730, chloroplastic-like. Lineage: Eukaryota; Viridiplantae; Streptophyta; Magnoliopsida; Poales; Poaceae. Gene Ontology annotation, molecular function: mRNA binding; protein binding. Bases 50 to 1573 code for a protein of 507 amino acids. The transcript has 3 exons. The record is from RefSeq and is a predicted model, not a curated record.